Messenger RNA from Lutra lutra (Eurasian river otter), 620 nucleotides. It is a transcript of the gene SLURP1, whose product is annotated as secreted LY6/PLAUR domain containing 1. The record is from RefSeq and is a predicted model, not a curated record. Lineage: Eukaryota; Metazoa; Chordata; Mammalia; Carnivora; Mustelidae. Bases 101 to 517 code for a protein of 138 amino acids. The transcript has 3 exons. Gene Ontology annotation, molecular function: acetylcholine receptor inhibitor activity.
UCUUCCGCCACCACCCUGGCAGGCCCCGCGGGGCAGGCAGGGUAUAAGUGUCCACGGAGGCGGCCCUGGUGCUGCCUGUCCCGGCUUCCGAGUGUGGCAGAUGGCCUGGUGCAGGGCUGUCCUCCCACUGCUGCUUAUCACAGCAUCCAGCGUGCGUGGCGGUGAGGCCUUCAAAUGCUUCACAUGCGAGCAGCCCACAACCAUUUCAUUGUGUAAGAACAUCACUCGCUGCAAGCCGGAGGCCACGGCCUGCCAGACGGUGCUGGUGCGGGUGGAGUCGGAAUACCCCUUCAACCAGAGCCCCAAGGUGACCCGUUCCUGCGCCACCUCCUGCAUAGCCACCGACCCCGACAGCAUAGGAAUCGCCCACCCCGUCUACUGCUGCUUCUAUGACUUGUGCAACUCCAUGCAGAGCACCAGGCCGGGGGCCAGCCGCCGGGGGCCCCGCUCCUCGGCCGCCUCCUUCCUGAAGGGCCCAGCGCCACCGGAGAUCACCUCUACCCACAUGCUUCCUUGAGCUCCCCGAGCCUCAGGUGAAUCAUGCGCCCCAAGAGCUGAGAGUCUUGCCAGGGGCACUCUGUCUCCCACCCUUGCAGAGGAUAAAUAAAGACGAGGCAGAG